Rosa chinensis is the source of this 1392-nucleotide messenger RNA. Its product is annotated as probable xyloglucan endotransglucosylase/hydrolase protein 30. The transcript has 4 exons. NCBI's taxonomy places the organism in Eukaryota, Viridiplantae, Streptophyta, Magnoliopsida, Rosales, Rosaceae. The coding region runs from base 247 to 1293 and encodes 348 amino acids. Gene Ontology annotation, biological process: cell wall biogenesis; xyloglucan metabolic process. The record is from RefSeq and is a predicted model, not a curated record. Gene Ontology annotation, cellular component: apoplast; cell wall. Gene Ontology annotation, molecular function: hydrolase activity, hydrolyzing O-glycosyl compounds; xyloglucan:xyloglucosyl transferase activity.
UCCUUCAAUUUCUUCGACCUGUCUAUAUCUCGUAACCUUUCCCCUGCAUUGAAUCCAAUUGAAUCCCCUCUUUGCCUCUUGGCUUCUUCUCUCUAUCUCUCUCUCUGUAUAUACAUACUUUCAGACUUGCAGAAAAAGCAAAAGAGGUGGCGAGGAAAGAGAGAGAGAGAGAGAGACCAAAACACAAGAACCCGAAAAACCAAAACACCAAAACAGUGACCAGAAAAUAAGAAACGAGAUAAAGAAAUGGACGGGCUGCGUUAUUUUCACGACAAGUUACCGCUGGUUUCUCUCCUUGUUCUUCUUCCUCUCACUACUACUCUUUCGAUAUUAGCCAACGCAGCGCCUUUUAAUCUCACCACCAUCCCCUUCGACGAGGGCUACAACCAUCUCUUCGGCGACGGCAACCUCGUCCGAUCCCCGGAUGGAAAAGGCGUCCGCCUCCUCCUUGACCAAUACACAGGGUCUGGCUUCAUUUCCUCCUCUCUUUACGACCAUGGCUUCUUCAGCGCCAAGAUUAAGCUGCCGUCGGAUUACACCGCCGGUAUUUGCGUUGCUUUCUAUACAUCAAACGCUGACGUGUUUGAGAAGAGCCACGAUGAGUUGGACAUAGAAUUCUUGGGUAACAGAGAACGAAAGCCAUGGAGGUUCCAGACCAACUUGUACGGCAACGGCAGCACCAACCGCGGCCGUGAGGAGCGGUACCGCCUCUGGUUCGACCCAACAAAAGACUUCCACCGUUACAGCAUCCUCUGGACCCCUAAUAACAUCAUAUUUUACGUGGAUGAAGUACCAAUAAGAGAGGUAGUGCGCAAGGAAGCAAUGGGUGGUGACUACCCAUCAAAGCCAAUGUCCUUGUAUGCAACCAUAUGGGAUGCCAGCAACUGGGCCACCGAUGGCGGCAAGGCCAAAGUGAACUACAAAUUUGCCCCCUUCGUCGCCGAAUUCAAAGACCUAGUACUCGAAGGCUGCCCUGCCGACCCUAUCGAGCAAUUCCCAUUCGCAGAGUUCUGCGCCGAGAAACUUGCCUACCUCACCUCUCAGGACUACUCUACCAUUUCACAUGCGCGGCGGGCGGCCAUGCGCCGGUUCCGUCAACGUUACAUGUACUACUCAUAUUGUUAUGAUUCGUUGAGGUACCCCGUACCAAUGCCUGAGUGCGAGAUCAUUCCUGCAGAGAAGGCGCGGUUCAAGGAUACCGGUAGGUUGAAGUUUGGAGGCAGUCACAAAAAGCAGCCUAAGAGGCGGAGCCGGAACCAAGGUGCGGCUUCCGACAACCAGGUAGAUAUGUGAUGAUCAUAUCAUUAUCAUCAUCAGUGUGAUUUAUAUGUAAAUUGAAAUAUUGUAGUGUUGGCCGGUUAAUCAUAAUUUUGAUUUCUUUGUCUCCCCAAA